Molecule: messenger RNA, 8013 nt
Organism: Corythoichthys intestinalis (scribbled pipefish)
Lineage: Eukaryota; Metazoa; Chordata; Actinopteri; Syngnathiformes; Syngnathidae
Gene: arhgap27l
Product: Rho GTPase activating protein 27, like
Exons: 21
Coding region: 227-2956 (909 amino acids)
Biological process (GO): signal transduction; regulation of GTPase activity
Cellular component (GO): cytoplasm
Molecular function (GO): protein binding
Source: RefSeq, a predicted model, not a curated record
GGUUUUCACACACAUACACGCACGCACGCGCACACCUACUCACACGUACACAACAAGUACACGGCAAGUACACGGCCAGUACACGACAGGUACGGGAGUACGUCAUCAUCAUGACUUUAGUGCUUCCCCUCGGACUCAAGCAAGAGGACGGUUGCCCUUGACCUUUCACCCCUCACCAGCGGAGCGGCCACCUGUCCGUCAAGCUUAGGUGCGGAGUGAUUUCACCAUGGCAACCGCUUCCGCCUUACCUGGAAGAGGUCUGGGUCUGGUGCUGGUGGAGUUCCAGUACGAGUACCAAGGUCGCGACGGUUCCAUCGUGUCCAUCAAGCCCAACGAGCGCUACAUCCUGCUGGCGAAGACCAACGCUCACUGGUGGCAGGUGCGGCGAGACCACGUAUCCAAGCCCUUCUACGUCCCCGCCAAGUAUGUCAAGGAGUUACCGCCCGACGUUCCCUCCCUUCUGAAUUUUGCACACAUUCCCCUCAUGGAGACACCGGCCGCUCCCGUGCCUGCCCCGGUCCCCGUCCCAGUCCCCGUCCCUAAAGCUGCCGAGGAGCCCGCCGUCUCCAGGGGCAAAGCUGGCGACGAAGUGACCAUCCGGUUGAAACCGGACAGCGCCGCCGGCUACCGCAAAACGGAAAACCGCAUGUCUACGUUCGGCGUCCCGCUGGAGUUCAUGGAUCUGCCGCCGCCCCUCUCCGGGACUUCUCGGCACUCUGAUCCUGACGUCGCCGACGAGACCGAUGGCGUUCCCACCAAACACAUUCCCGAGGGACAAAGAGAGUUGGACAAAGCUCGGCUUCCCGAGCCGCCCGCCGCCCGAUCUCACGCUCUGCCCAUCCCGGUGGAAACGCCCACUGUACCCGAGACGCACUCCCACAGAGAGGAACAUGGCGAGGAGGAGGAAAUCCAAGAAGAAGAAGAGGAGGAGGAAGUCAUCGAGGCCACCGAGGACAGCGAGCCUGACAGCGACGAGGAGAAGGAGAAGUCCAAAAAGGAAGAGGAGGAGUCGUCCAAUCACAUCUACGAGUCCAUCCAGGACCUCCAUCUGGACAUACCGAUUGAACACCUGAGCCCGACUCCGUCGUCUAACGAGGUGUCUGACCCAGCCGCUAAGCUGCCACAACUGCCAGACCCGGCCCCCUCCAGUACUGGCCACACCCCUUCCUCUUCGGUCACCUCCCCCCGGAUGGCAAGCCCCUCCUCCCUCAGCCCUCAGCAUGGAUGGCAGACGCACACGGACCGAGAGAGCGGCAAGGUUUUUUACUUCCACCCCCUCACGCGACAAAGCACCUGGACACAACCGUGCACUCCCCCGCCGUCCCCCCCAGUCUCGCUGUCCUCGACACCCUCCCAGGGCGGCUCGGAGAUUUGGGAGCAGCUGAUGGACCCCAUUUCGGGGAGGAACUACUACUACAACCCCGCCUCUGGCGCCACCUCCUGGAACGUGCCCCACGCCACCCUCAGCUCAUCAUCUGACAUCACCUCGCCAGAUGAUGGACCGCCACCACUGCCAGAAGAAGACUAUCCCGUGGACGCACGCAACGACAAUGACGCAGUAUUCACCGUGCAACACGCGAUUCCCAGAGCGCGCAGGGAGUUCCCGGAUGGUGUCCGAACGGCCAACGGCGCGCCCGAUCAGCGCCUGGCGUGGCGACACAGCGUGGCCGAGGACACCUUCGCUUCACGAAACUGGAGGAACGUCGCCGACUCGGCGGAGUUCAGGAGGGACUCGCCCAAUGGGCCGCAGCUCUGUGAUAGGAUGAUACUGAGGAGGAAUCUGUCCAGUCGCAGCACAGACUCCCAGCAGGGACAUCUGCUGGAGAAGGCGGGAAUCGUUAACAAGACCAAAGUAGUCGAUAACGGCAAGAAGAUAAGGAAGAACUGGAGCCAAUCGUGGACCGUCCUGCACGGCGGCAUCCUCACCUUCCACAGGGACCCAAAGUCCGCUCCCAGUAGCAACAUGUCCAAGGCGUCGCAGAUUGUUCCCGAGUACACGGUGGAGCUGAGAGGCGCCUCGGUGUGCUGGGCCCCCAAAGACAAAUCGUCCAAAAAGAAUGUGCUGGAGCUGAAGACUCGGCAAGGGUGCGAGUACCUGAUGCAGUACGACACGGAGAGCAUCAUCGCAGACUGGCUCAAAGUCAUACAGGACACCGUCAGACAGCUGGAACAGGAACGCACAUCGGACGACGAUGACGAAGCCGCUUCGGACAAAGAAGACAAAGACAAGAAGCGCUCCGAACCCGACAGAAGUUCAUCGGGCGCAGACGCAGAGCAGACGCGGGUUCGCACCAAACUCAGACGCUUUCUCCAGAGGCGGCCUACGCUACAGAGUGUCAAGGAGAAAGGAUACAUACGAGACAACGUGUUUGGUUGCCAUCUUGACACACUCUGUCAUAGGGAAAACACCACCAUUCCCAAAUUUGUGGAGAAGUGCAUUAAAGCUGUGGAGAGGAGAGGUCUGGACGUGGACGGCAUCUACCGCGUGAGUGGAAACUUGGCCGUCAUCCAGAGGCUGCGACACAAAGCCGACCAUGAGGAGCAUCUGGACUUGGAGGACGGCCGUUGGGAGGACGUUCACGUACUGACUGGCGCACUCAAACUCUUCUUCCGGGAACUUCCUGAGCCGCUCUUCCCAUUCAGCUUCUUUGACAAGUUCAUCGCCGCCAUCCAACUACCCGAAUAUGACUUACGCGUGUCCUACAUGAAAGACUUGGUGCGCUCGCUACCUCUUCCCAACCACGACACCAUGGAGCUCCUCUUCCGACACCUGCACAGGGUGGUGGAUCACAAAGACUCCAACCGGAUGUCGGUCCAGAGCGUGGCCAUCGUCUUCGGACCCACGCUGCUGCGCCCGCAGUGCGAGUCGGCCAAUAUGACCGUCCACAUGGUCUUCCAGAGCCAGAUUGUGGAGCUCGUGCUCAACGAAUUCCAGGCCGUCUUCGAGCACAGGUAGCCGCUGCACUCUUGGAGACACGGUCAAGUCCUUCCGGAAGAUCUACACCUGCUGAGAAAAUCUGCGAGAGGAGAUGGGAAGAACUCAGAUGACGUCAGCCGAUAAAAUGAGCUGACAUUUUAACUCGUUGGUUUUCAUUGAUGGACCAGAAUUGCUUUAAAAAGUGAACUGUUUUUACAUAGACCACACAGUAACAUUCACUAAGGAAACCCAUCAUCAACCUUCCUAUUGUUCUAACGGCUUUUACAUUGUUUCAUAAUUGAUCUCAUUGGCUGCCAUUGACGGCGAUAGACGUCCCGAUCCGAUCCGUUCGUUCGUUUGCCCUGAAGGAAAAAAAGUUGAUAUUUUUUUCUUUUUGCAGAUUCUUUUAUUCUGUUAACAAACAGGAGAUGACGACACACAAAUCAGAAUGCGGAAGUUCAGAAUUUUUAACAUUAGGCUUAAUCUUCGAGCGAGCGUUUAAUUAGUCGGUGGAGUUGAUUUCAACAAAUUCUGUGUAGUUUGUAAGUUAUUUGUUAGUGUCAGGGCUCCGGAGUGACUAAGCUAGCACGAGUCAGGAGGGCCGACUUAGCAUACCCAUAAAAAACAACAUAUGCGCACAUGAAAAUCAUCGAUGACCCAUGCAAUUAACUGUUGGCUAUGUAUUCAGGAUAAAUUUAUUAAAACUAGGGUUGUUCCAAUAAUGUUGUUUUGCUCCCGAUCCGAUCCCGAUCGUUAUAGUUUGAGUAUCUGCCGAUCCCGAUAUUUCCCGAUCCGAUUGCUUUUUUUUGCUCCCGAUUCAAUUCCAAUCAUUCCCGAUAAUUUUUCCCGAUCAUAUUAAUUUUGGCAAUGCAUUAAGAAAAAAAAAGAAUAAAACUCGGACAAAUAUAUACAUUCAACAUACAGUACAUAAGUACUGUAUUUGUUUAUUAUGACAAUAAAUCCUCAAGAUGGCAUUUACAUUAUUUUAACAUUCUUUCUGUGAGAGGGAUCCACGGAUAGAAAGACUUGUGACUUUGUAUAUUGUGACUAAAUAUUGCCAUCUAGUGUAUUUGUUGAGCUUUCAGUAAAUGAUACUGUAGUCAUGCCCAAAUGCAUGAUGGGAAGUGGAACCAUGACUGUGCGUAGUGCUACCAAUUGAUAUAUCUUCUCUGCGUUGGGAAAUAACAAGGUGUUAAGAAAAAGAUCAAUUGCUACCUUGCUUCCCCACAUUGCUUCCCAUGAUAUUUCUAAUUGUAGGGAGAGGGAUUGUAAGGCUUUAGCCAAUUUAAAAAAAGGCUUCAAAGGCUGCCAAAAUUCACUCCACUCAUUUUACACUGUCUUUUAUCUCUCUAUAUAGGUAAAACGGCGCCAUUACAGAUUGAGCAUGACAAUGUAUGAGUGGGUCGUGCAACGCAUGUAUUAAUUGCGUUAAAUAUUUUAACGUGAUACAUUUUUUAAAAAAUUAAUCACCGCCAUUAUUGGGAUAAAUUUGAUAACCCUACAUUAAGCCUAAACUAAAGACUCUGGAUGAGUGUAACAUAUUAUGUCUGUAACGUUAAAUACAAUUAGAAAACGAUUUAAUUAAAAAAUAUGUAUAUAUAUUUUUUUAAAAAAGGCAUGGCCGAUAUUUUUUUGCCGAUUCCGAUACUUUGAAAAUGAUGUGAUCAGACCCGAUCGAUCGGCAUCGAUCGGGACAUCUCUAAUUAAAACUUAAUACUGCAAAUAUUGCGAAGCAAUUUUAUCAGCAACAUUUGUAAUCCAGAAGCAGGGCGGAGUGAUAUCACAUCGUUUUUUUUCACCGCUGAUUUUUUUGUUGUAGCCAGCAGCAAGUAACCAGUUUAUAUUGUUCCUUGUUCUGCAUAGGGAAUUUGUGGAAACUUUCAUUUGCCCAUUUCUUCUGUCUGUUUCCUCAGCCUAUAAAUGCACAUUUCACUAUGUUUCCGGCUGUCAGUUAACUCAGCAGACUGAUGCUGCAUUCCAGGAAGGUGGGAAGUCACGAAUCUGGAAAAAUAUCUUUGGAAUGCCGCCACUAUGUGAUCGCUUACGAGAAGGCAGAUUUGCUGGAGGUCAAAAUGUCUUUUGUUGACCAAAAUAAAAAACAACUUGUCGCGAUCAGCCAUCUUAGCUGUUUACAUUCGCUUGGAACGCUUUGAGGUCGCAACUUGUACCCUCCAAGCGGGAUGAAUCUGACUUCCCACCUUCCUCGAAUGCAGCGUGAGCAGAGUAGCCGAAGCGCUCCUCUCUAUUGUGUUUGUAUUACACAUCUAAAAAAAUAACCCUGCAGAAUUAAGGAACAAUGAUCUGCAAUAUGAAUUUAUUUGACUGUGUUUAAUCUGUUUGUGGAUCAGUCUCGUUUUUUAUUGGCAUGCUAAGUUGGCCCAUUCACUCACGCUAGCUUAGCCACUCCGAUGCCCUGAAACUAACAAAUAACUUACAAACAGCAGGGAAUUUGUUGAAAUCAACUCCACCGACUACCAUAUUGGCCCGAAUAUAAGACGGCCCUGAUUAUAAGACUCAAGUUUAAAAAAAGACUUUUUGAACACCAAAUUAAGUUUUUUAUACAGAAAAUAAUUACAGUACAUCCGAAACAAAUGAUCAUAAUAAUAUGUUUGAGAGAAAAAGCAUGUUAUUUUGCCUCAUUCAAAUCAAUAUCUGAACAUUUAAAUAUGUAAACUAAAGUGCAAUCACAUUCGUAAAUGAAUGGCUUCUGGUUUUUGAAAUGUAAAUAAACCAAUUUAUCGUGAUAAAACAACAAAAUUGCAAUAACGGCAUUAAGCAUCGAAGUGAAGUCUAACUAACUCUAGUCUUGAUACAAAUCUGAAUAAGGAAAAACAUUGCAAUAAUAUAAUGAGAGUAGCUGAGAUCUAUCAUGACAGAACAUCGCUUCAAUAAUAUCUGGCGACAACUAGCGUCUUGAAUGGGGAGAGUAGUUGAGAUAUGUCUUGACAGAACAUCGCUUCAAUGAUAUCUGGCGCCAUCUGGCGUCGUGAAUGGGUAUACUGUCUAGACCGCAAAUAUAAGAAGACCCCCUCUUUUUCAGCCUUAUUCCAAUGCAAAAAACACCGCCUUAUAUUCGGGCCAAUACAGUAAUAAAAAACACAAAAACCUCCACUAACUAAUUAAACUCCCGCCAACUCAAAGAUUAAGCCUAAUGUCAAAAACUCUGAACUUCCGCUUUAAACUCAAUACAGUUUAUAUUUGCUGUCUACACAAACAGUGGAAAAAAACAGUCCGCAACCUAGUGCCAGACCCUACCUAGACAAAAACAAUGAAAGAAGAAGUCCUUGUACGCAAGCAGUACUGCAGAUAAACACAGUUAUCAGACCAAAGAAUGAUUAUGUGCAAUGCUGUGAAAUGAACCGAUAUAUGGCAGAAAACACAGACAAGGCUGAAAAAGCAGUUUCUGCUCUUGCACCCCUCUUUAAAAUAAACUGCUGUAUUUUAGCCAAAAGAACAGUUGUGUUUGAUAGAACAAUAUGUCUUUUUGCUGCCAUAGCAGAUUCAUGGCGCAAUAAGCCCCUGAACUAUUUUUAAUUAGUCCGUUUUACCCUUGAAACCCUCAUUUACAGAAGUCUCGCAACCGCUUUUGUUUCAACCCAGCCAUAAAAAGGUGAAUAAUUAUACUUAUUAUUCAAAAUGUCUGUCAUUUUUAGCUUAGAAUCAUUAAUGUCUAAUAUUUAGUUGUUUUUUUUUUUAAAUGUCUUUAAAAAAGUAUUCACUCGCAUAUUUGAAACUUUUAAACAAUUAUGUCACAAUGAAAAAAUUGGCGUCUGUAAAUAAGUCAUGGAUAUCUACCUCAUAACUAUCGCUUAAUUGUAUUUUUUUGUUACUUUCGCAUUUUCCCCAAUAUUUUAGACAAUAAAUAAUCGAUCCAAACAAAGAAAAAAUGAAAAUAAAGGUUUAAAAGGGUAAAUAUAUAAAAAAGAUCAUCUCAACCUUGAUGUCUGCGAUUUCGGCAUCACGACCCUUGUUAUAUUACCAUGUUUCACCCAUAAAUUCCCCCAAAAAUCCGGCUCUGGCCAUUCACCACUGUGUCUUGACACUCGGUGAUACAUGGUGUUUUUGGAUCGAAAAGAGGUAAGUACAUGAUAAUAUCUCGUUUAAAUCGUGGCGUCUUUAAUUCUGCUCUCGCGUGCUCUCACAUCCAGUUAGGGCUUUGCUGUUUAAAAAGUUUUUUUUUUUCUAAAAAGCCCUCCUGUUCAAAAUUUUUCUUCCCCAGAAAAUUGAGAUUUUAGCUUUCCAAUGAUGUAUCACACAUUCAUCUAGGACAAUUUUGAAAUUUGGCCAAAUUGAGCGGAACUUCAAGUCACCUGAGUGUUUUCCGCCAUAUGUUCAAGUAAAUGGAAAUAUAUAUUUACCGCCCCUCCCAGUCAAAAUGGAUCGGACGUCUAUCGAUGUCAAUGGCUCUAAAACAUAAUUGUUCAAUGACAGCCAGGUUCAAAUAAAUUUUACGUCUGUCGCUCUCAACGACAAUGAAUGAGUUAAUUGUGAAACGUUCGCAACUAUCCCUGUGCUGGAUUUCUUGCUAAGUCGAGGGCGUAGGUUUGGUCUCAACUUCGGUAGGGACGAUAUUAUCGUAAUGCACAUAAUGCAAACAAUGAUCCCAAUACGGGACAACUAGCUUGACUUCAUUGUUCCUUGCCCGGUUAGCAAGUUUAAUGUUAUGCUAACUGUUGCAGAUCGGACUUUCAGUAGCAAAAUUAGUGGUGUUUCCCCCACCUCCACCACAUUGACGUCUUUUUACAUGACUUAUAGUGGCUGCUGCUGGCCCCCCCCCCAAAAAAAACCUUCUAAUAUCCCCCCUCUCCAAAGCACGUGGUAUGUUGUCGACAUGAAUCUGUCGAGGUUGUGUGAGUAUGUCAGACCUGUGUGUGUGUGGGUUUUUUUGUGGCGGGACGGGGGGCUUCAACCAAACGUUCGUUGGAGGAGGGAAAAAAUGGACCAGCACAUUCAGCAAGUGAAAAGGGAUGAAUGUAAGUCUGAACAUAAUGAAAAUAAUUCACUUAAUAAUGGUAAUUAUUCUAUCCUUGCAACAUACAGGGGGGCAAAUAAGUAUUUAGUCAACCACUAAUUGUGCAAGUUCUCCCACUUGAAAA